AUGAAAGCCCAGAACAUACUCCUAUUCUCUAUCGGCACAUCCGCUACGGACUCGCCAAUAGCCACGAUAUCCUCGGGCUUGAUCCAGGGAGUCUCUACAACCCUCCCCAACGCAGCGUCAGCAGUCAACAAGUUCCUAGGAGUCCCCUACGCCGCACGGCCUCACCGAUUCUCUCUCCCCGAACCACCGGCGCCAUGGGCGAACACGUUCAACGCAACGGGCUUUGGUCCCGCGUGUCUUCAAAACUUCGGCAUCAGUGAGCUCGGCCCCAGACCCGAACUACUUCAAGGCCUCUUCAACAACCCUCCAGCCCCUGAAAGCGAAGAUUGCCUAAGCAUCAACAUCUUUGCCCCAGCAGCUCACUCCCCUGACGCCGAUCUCGCGGUCUUGGUCUUCAUCCCAGGCGGCGGCUGGCAGCUGGGCCACGGCAGAUCCGACCUCUCCGCCUUUGCAGCAUAUGACAACAUCAUCGCCGUAACCCUCAACUACCGCACGAAUGGUACCUCUCCGUUCCAUGCCGCCCGCCUAGGAAUAGAACUGACCAAUAUAGUCUUCGGCUUCCCAUCGUCCCCCGACCUUCCACUGGCGGAACGUAACUUAGGUCUGCACGACCAACGCCUCGCCCUCUCCUGGGUCCAAGCAAACAUUGCCGCUUUUGGCGGCAAUCCGUCAAAAGUCACCAUCUGGGGCGAGUCCGCGGGCGCCCUCUCGGUGGAUCAUCACCUCAAAGCCUACGCUGACGACGCCUCGCUGCCGUUCCGCGCGGCGGUGAUGUCGAGCGGGCAGACGAGCUUCGGGCUCACAGCGGUCCCUUCCACCGGCGAUGAGGCAUGGACAGGUUUAUCCGCGGCGGUGGAGUGCAGCAACGCGACGAACGGGUUAGAGUGUAUGAGGGAUGUGCCCGCGGAGACGUUGAUUGGCGCUAUGCUUGAUCAUCGAAUAUUGUUCGUGCCACAGGUUGAUAACCUAACUGUUCUCAGUUGGCCGGGGGAACUCUGGAGGGACGGAAAGGUCGCCAGGGUCCCGAUCUUGACGGGGACUGUGGCGGAGGAGGGACGGGGGCUGGUCAACGAUCAAGUCAACAUGACGGCGUUUCUCGAUGCGUACCUCCCGCCUCUUCUCGUUCCGAAAGAAGCCCGGGAUGCGAUUGUGUCCGUCUACCGGUCUGACCCGAAGCUCGUCACGGACUUUGACGUUGCCGCAGCCAUCUACACAGACUUUCUGUGGUCUUGCCCCCAAUCCAUUCUGGCUUCAACGGCUGCCUCGAAUAACAUUUCAACGUGGCGCUAUCACUUCAACACGUCUCUCCUCACCUUCUUGCCCGACGAGUACGGCUGGCUGGGUAAGUUCCACGGCUCGGACCUCAUCCUGCUCUUCUCCGAUCCCAAGACCACGCCGUUCACGUCCCAGUCGUACGCGGUCUACGAGUAUUUCAGAGGGGCCAUCGCACAGUUCGCUAAGAACCCUUUCGCCGGACCGGGGUGGCCGGCCGUGGGAUCAUCGUACGCACCGCUUGAUGUUGCGAUCUUGGGAGACAUGGGGGAUGUGCCUGGUGUAAUGGCGCUGGCCAAUGCCGCCAUUCUGGAUGACCAGUGUAAGCUAUACGAGAAAUUUUGGCCGCUACUCGAGACUGUUCCCGGCCUCACCCUUUUCAACCCCCUCGACCCUGGGCCCGACCUUUCUCCAAAUCUCCUCCGCAACCUCCUCCACGCUCGCACCCGCAUCAACAACGACCAAGUCCUCCUCCUCCUGCCGAAACUCCCGAUCGACCCGCCCCUCCUCGCCGAGCCCGCCAUCCGGUCCGACCCGUCCCAGGCUCAGGCCCCAGAACAGCUCGCGCACGCGGCGCUGGAACUCGGCCUUCUCGUACACCUCGCCGCCCCACCCACCGCGCUCCCUCGCGACUGCCUCCUCGAGGUCGAGGAACAGCACGAGGUCGGGCCGCGGCAGGCCGAGCUCGGGCUGGCGCGCCCAGUGCAGGCUCAGGUGCGGGUUCUGCUUGGCGGCCGAGUAGACGAUGCCCGAAUGGUAGUACCUGUCGCAGAUGACUGUCGUGCCGGACGCAAGGAGCGCCUGUAUGUUUUUUCUGGGCCGGGUGUAAGAGGGGUUCUUCCGCGGCUGUAA
Molecule: messenger RNA, 2124 nt
Organism: Colletotrichum spaethianum
Lineage: Eukaryota; Fungi; Ascomycota; Sordariomycetes; Glomerellales; Glomerellaceae
Product: putative secreted metallopeptidase
Exons: 4
Coding region: 1-2124 (707 amino acids)
Source: RefSeq, a predicted model, not a curated record